Symbiodinium pilosum is the source of this 1504-nucleotide messenger RNA. The record is from the annotation of a GenBank genome assembly. NCBI's taxonomy places the organism in Eukaryota, Dinophyceae, Suessiales, Symbiodiniaceae.
GUUCUUACGCUUCGUGGACAACGAGCGUCUGCUCCAAUUGGCGCUCCUGGCAGACGCAGCGGAGGAGGCCAAGGCAUUGACACGGCUGACGGACAGGGAGUCGUGCGAGACCGAGAAGGUCGCGCAGGAGGUGGAAGCGUACCUGGCUCGCAUCACUAUGCUUUUCAUCGACAGGGGGUGCAGGGAGUUUGGGUACACAAACUUCAUGCUGCGUCAAUUGCGGAACCCCAUGCUGGUGUACGCGGACGGCCAGCCCAAGAGAAUUGGCGGCCCUCUGGCAGAUGGCGUUUUGCACCGAGCUUUUGGACGCAUGGCGUGUUGGGUUCGCCUGACCCACGAAGUUGUUAGAGCAGAAUAUCCCAACUUUAGCAUCUUUACGUCGUUCAGCGUUUUCCAUCUUCCGGACGAUCUGCCAGAAAAUCCAGCCGGUCAGUUGAGCGGCGCUGUGGCCGAGAAGCUCAAGCGCCUGGCCAAGUUCUUUCAUGUGAAUGAGCCCAGUCUCAUGAAACAGUUUGUGGAUGUGCAAGCUUUGGCCGGACGUUACAAGACCAUGAAGGGCAGCACAAAGGACAUGGAGACUGUUGUGCGGAAAGCCAGGCUCAUUUGGAGCAAGCACUUCGGGGUCAGCCGGCGUGCCAAUGAGGACCAGAUUAGGUAUCGGAAAGCCGGCCCCGUGCAGACGCACAGAAACAAUACGCAGACCGAGGCAUCUUGGCUGCGAGAGAGGCGGCAGCAAGUUGCUGAAGCAUGUCGCAGAUGGCGGCGCCGAGACUCCUUUGAGGCAGCUCGUCCACGCGUGGAUGCCAUUUCAGGUCCUCUCUGGACGCCACGCAUGCAGAAAGAAGCUACUUUUCAGCAAGGCAAGCGGCUCAAGCGAUUAAUCAUCGCCCACAAGAAUGGCAUGACGCUGGACGGGGACGUGGGGAAUGAAGAUGACUUUCAGGCCAAGCUUCGCAAGAUCGAGCAGAACAUGCGCAAGAAUCUCAGGGACCAUGAGCGAAAGCAUGAGCUCCGCACGCAGGUGAAAAUCAUCAAACGCCCGCAGUUUCAGCGGCCGCGUGGUGUGGUCUUCCUCGACAAGUUCAUUUCGCGCCAGGAUCUGCCGGCCUGCAGGCGUGCUCUCUCCGCUGGUGCACGCGUGAGCUCUAACAGGGCCAGGGCAGGGGUGUUCAUUGUCGCCGACAUCGCCUCACCCGGGCAAAGGGUUCGCUGGCACUUGGCUAUUCGUGGCGGCGCUGUCAUGGAUCCUGCUUGGCUGAAGAGCCAGGGUCGUGGUGGUUUCAUGCUGAAGUACAAGGCGGCUACUCAGGUUCCUCGCAAGGUCUGGGUAAGUGCGGCGUGGGCCGAGCGGCACGAGGAGCUCUUCCACAUUCUGGGGAGAGCCGCAGCGGCCCGGGGAAGUAAGUGGAGCCUGCUCCAGAUGUCUGAGGCGGAGAUUUUGCCGGCGAUUGCAAGACGGAACAACACUCGGCCAAUCCACAUCCUGCUCACUCCAGGGGACAAG